Messenger RNA from Lindgomyces ingoldianus, 1095 nucleotides. RefSeq lists its product as uncharacterized. The transcript has 2 exons. The record is from RefSeq and is a predicted model, not a curated record. Bases 1 to 1095 code for a protein of 364 amino acids. Lineage: Eukaryota; Fungi; Ascomycota; Dothideomycetes; Pleosporales; Lindgomycetaceae.
AUGGUCGCUUCCUCCUUCAUCAUUGCUGCCAGCAGCAUCUUCGCCCUUUCUUUCGGCGCCCCCGUAACCCGUAGCCAAGCUAUUCGCUCCCUGGUGGAGCGUGGUACUUAUGCGGUCUUUGGCGGUGACGGUUCGACAACUGCCGGAUGGCCCAAGCAGAGCGACUGGAAGACCCUCGAUAAACUGUGGACCGCCAACCUCGAUACGCUCAAAUCGUCUUGCACUCAGUUCGGUGGUGUAGCCAACAAUGGGCCAGAAGAGCUCACUGCUAUCCGGAAAGGUCUUGAAUCCACGUCCCAGAAGUCUGGCGUGCCGGCCGAGUUCCUGUUCGCCGUCAUGAUGCAAGAGUCUAAGGGCUGUGUCCGCGCCCCAACCACGAACUAUGGCGUCCGCAACCCAGGUCUUAUGCAGGAUCACGAUGGCAAGGCAACCUGCAACGAAGGCGGCGUCCAAAAUCCCUGCCCAGCCACGACCAUCACCCAGAUGAUCGAGGAGGGCGCCGGUAUCGGGAACGACUUCGGUUUGAAACAGACCAUCGAAUUGUCCAAGGCCUCCGAUGACAGCAAAUACUACAAGGCUGCUCGCAUCUACAACUCUGGCUCUAUUGCUGCCUCUGGAAAUUUGGGCGAUGGUAUCGCUACUCACUGCUAUGCCUCUGACAUCGCCAACCGUCUGCUCGGCUGGGCUGAUGAUGAUAGUGGCUGCGUAGAGGCCACUAUUGGCUCCCUUACUAGCUCCCAGAGCUUCACCAGUGGCGGCGGCGGCGAUUCCAACAACACUCCUACUCCUACCACCACCCCAACUCCCGUUCCUUCUUCCACCGGUGACGCCCCUAAACCCACUAUCUCCCUUGUCGGCCAUCAAGAAGGCAACGGUAACGGCGCAACUGUCGGCGAAGCCAACCCAUCCGCUCCCAAGGCUGCCGGCGUCUCCACUUCCUGCAAGGGCUACUACACUGUCAAGUCUGGCGACACUUGCUCCUCUGUCGAGUCAGCCAUGGGCAUCGCUUCCGGAACCCUCAACAAGCUCAAUGGCGGCCUCAGCGCUGACUGCACGAACCUGUGGCUCGGCUAUGCCUACUGCGUCUCUGCGUAA